Molecule: messenger RNA, 1290 nt
Organism: Cordyceps fumosorosea ARSEF 2679
Lineage: Eukaryota; Fungi; Ascomycota; Sordariomycetes; Hypocreales; Cordycipitaceae
Product: WD repeat protein
Exons: 2
Coding region: 1-1290 (429 amino acids)
Molecular function (GO): protein binding
Source: RefSeq, a predicted model, not a curated record
AUGUUCGAGAACCUCUGCACGCUGCCGCUUCACGCGGACGUCUUUGCGACGGCGCUGCAUCCCAGCGAGCCGCUGCUUACCGUUGGCCUUUCGAAUGGCCAUGUGCAGACAUUCCGCUUGCCUCCCGGCUCUUCGUCCAACGAGAGCGUUGAUGGAGACACCAGCGUGCUGAGCGAUGGCAGGGGAUAUCUGGAAACGACGUGGGAAACUCGGCGGCACAAGGGCAGCUGCCGCUCUUUAGCUUACGCCCACGAUGGCAGCGCCAUGUACUCGGCCGGUACGGACUCGCUCGUCAAGCACUUUGACCCUGAGAACGGCAAAGUCAUUUCCAAAAUGGCAAUCCCGACUACCACCACACAGCCCGAUGCGCCGACGCUGCUACACAUACUAAACCCCCAAAGCUUGCUUCUGGGAACGGACUCCGGUGCGCUACACAUCGUCGACCUUCGCGAUGGCCGGCCCGGCAACAAGCCGGCACAGACUCACUUUCCUCACGCCGACUACGUAUCGUCCAUCUCGCCGCUGCCACCGACCGCGGAGAGCACCAGCGGCUUCCCCAAGCAGUGGGUCAGCACCGGAGGCACCACGCUAGCGGUAACGGACGUCCGCCGCGGCGUCCUCGUCCGGAGCGAGGACCAGGAGGACGAGCUCCUGGGCGCGUGCUUCGUGCACGGCCUGGGGCCGAAGAAGAUGAGGGGCAACGGGAUGGUGGCCGUCGGCUCCAGCUCCGGUGUCCUGACGCUGUGGGACAAGGGCUCCUGGGACGACCAGCAGGAGCGCAUCAUCGUCGACGGGGGCAAGGGCGGCGGCGAGAGCAUCGACUGCGUCGCCACCGUCCCCAAGGACCUAGCCCCGGGGUCAAAGGUCGUCUGCGGUCUCGGCGACGGUAGCCUGCGCCUCGUGGAUCUCGUCAGCCGCGACGUGGACCGCUCGGUGAACCUGAGACAUGACGACCUCGAGGCGGUGGUCUCCCUCUCGUUUGAUUGCGAGAAUCGGCUCAUCAGUGCCGGUGGCCGAACGAUCAAGGUAUGGGAGGAGCUUUCGGAGCUGCAGGCCAGUCGGGACGACGACGAUGAUGAUGAUGAGGAAGAUGACGAGGACGAGGGAGAGGCCAAGGGCGAUGGUUCGAAACGGGCUGCCGAGAGCGACGACGAUGAUGACGAGACCGACAGCGAGACCGACGGCUUGGAGGAGAUGAAGCGACGCGCGAAACGACGUAAAGCGAUGAAGAACAGCAAGCUUGGGCCCUUGGGAGCGCAUGGCAUUAUGGGUUUCAGCGGACUAGACUAA